This is a messenger RNA of Dendroctonus ponderosae (mountain pine beetle), 1894 nucleotides long. Its product is annotated as scavenger receptor class B member 1. The coding region runs from base 151 to 1713 and encodes 520 amino acids. Gene Ontology annotation, cellular component: membrane; cytoplasm. Gene Ontology annotation, molecular function: scavenger receptor activity. Lineage: Eukaryota; Metazoa; Arthropoda; Insecta; Coleoptera; Curculionidae. The transcript is spliced from 11 exons. The record is from RefSeq and is a predicted model, not a curated record.
AAUAAAAGCACAAAAUCUUCAAUUCCUUAGCAAGUUUAAGGUUGCUGCUGGUGCAGCUUUGGAGCGCUUCAUUAUCUUCACGCGUUGCGUCCAGCACACAGCACGGAAAACUAUCCACCUCCACGCUGAACGCGUCUUUUAGCCGAAGAAAUGGUGAUUAAGAAGCAGAUAGUGUCUCUGCCAGUGAGGCCAAGAAGGAACAGCUCAAAACAGGCGAAUAAUGCCGCACACAGGAAGGUCUACGAUGCGAAGCCCAGAAUCGAAAGUGCCAAAUGCCGCCUUCUCCUUCUGAUUGUACUACUGAUCACAACGGCCUGGGGAAUUGGUUCACUGAUUUUCACUCCAUUGCAGAUGUUGCUUAGAAUCAGAUUGGAAAUGAGCCCUGGGCUUCCGCCUUACGAUUGGUGGGUUCAGCCGCCCGAUGAGGUUUUGCUCAAAGUCCACCUGUUCAACAUCACGAACUCCGAAAGGUUUCUCAAUGGCAGCGACGAGAAAAUAGCCGUGCAGGAAAUUGGCCCUAUUGUUUACCGGGAAAAACUGAGGCAUUUCAACGUCAAGUCCAAUGCCAACAGUACGCUUUCCUAUAGAGCGAACAGGACUGCCAUAUUCCUGCCCGAAAUGAACACGAUCAACUUGACCGAUUUCAUCGUGGUUCCUAAUCUAGCAGUUCUGCUAAUUCCUGCUUAUUUUCACGAUGCUUCGAUGUUCGUUAAAUGGGGCGUAAACGUUUUGUUGAAGUCCUUCAAUGGCCAGCCACUGGUGCGAAUGAGCAUUCAGGAUUACUUGUGGAACGCGACUGAUCCGAUUUUGGACGCUGCGGAGAAACUAGCGCCAACUUUAGUACCAAUGAAAAAUGUGGGCCUGCUAAGCACUAUCUAUCAAGACUUUGAAAACGACGUGACAGUAUUCACCGGGCCGAAGCAUGGAAAUGCCAAGUUCUUCACCAUUGAUAAGUACGAUGGAUCAGGCUAUUUGCCUCAUUACGCAAGUCCCGCCUGUCAACAACGGUUCAGAAAUGCUUCAGAGGGAAUUGGCUAUCCUCAGAUGCUCACUAAGGAUACGAACUUAACCUACUGGCGGCGAUCCAUUUGCAAAUUGGCCGAUAUUCGAUUUACUAGGGAAGACAGCAAGUAUGGCAUACAAGGGUAUCGCUUCCAGUUGGUUCCAUGGGCGUACAGUCGAACCCAAUGGGAAGGGAACCCGGACUGUUUUGCAGGCACACCUGCUUUACCCAAUGGGGUGGCAGACAUCUCAUCGUGUUAUUGGGGGUUUCCUAUGGCUGUCAGUUUUCCCCAUUUUCUCUUUGCCGAUGCCAGCGCCAGUGCAGCGAUUGAAGGCCUCAGCCCCAAUGAGGAGGACCAUGGUUCCUUUGUCCUGAUAGAGCCAGUGACUGGGGUUCCGUUGGAAGGGAAAGCCAGGUCGCAGAUCAACCUGGUGAUGAAGCCUUUGACUGGGUUCCCAGACAACAUCCAGAGAUUUAGCAAUUCUGUCCUGCCUCUGGCCUGGAUGGAAUACCACCAGGUGGGCGUUCCCACCUACAUCCAACUACUAGUGUACUUAGCUGCGGUUGUGGUUCCAUCCACUCAGCUCGCCAUCUCACUCAUUUCGCUCAGUUUGGGCAUUUUGUGUGGCUAUUUCUUGAUCAACGGCCUGUUUCCGCGUUCCCCGUUUACAGCCCAGGGGUUGAAGCGUGAAGAUCAGGCCCUAAUUUGAGUGGAACCCGGCUAUGGAUGGCACUUUCCACAUUUUUUUCAAGCAAAAGGGGUUGAAAAUAUCAGUUGUAACUGAACAGUGAUACGUUGUGAUUUUGUUAAUGACUAGUUAUUUAUUGAUUGUUGAGAGUGUUCUGAAUUUUGAAGCGCAAAAACAUUUUGAAUAAAUUGUAACGAACAUA